This is a messenger RNA of Cebus imitator (Panamanian white-faced capuchin), 5046 nucleotides long. It is a transcript of the gene RRP1B, whose product is annotated as ribosomal RNA processing 1B. The coding region runs from base 122 to 2398 and encodes 758 amino acids. Gene Ontology annotation, cellular component: preribosome, large subunit precursor; preribosome, small subunit precursor; nucleus. The record is from RefSeq and is a predicted model, not a curated record. Gene Ontology annotation, biological process: rRNA processing. NCBI's taxonomy places the organism in Eukaryota, Metazoa, Chordata, Mammalia, Primates, Cebidae. The transcript is spliced from 16 exons.
CCGCGCGCCACCGCCACCUACUGCGCAGUCGCGGCUCGGGCGGACGGCGACGGCUCCGCGGUGCUCGGUUGGCGGCAGCGGCACUGUGGGUUGCGCGGCCGGGGAUGCUCCAGCGGGCGCGAUGGCCCCCGCCAUGCAGCCGGCCGAGAUCCAGUUUGCCCAGCGGCUGGCGUCCAGUGAGAAGGGCAUCCGGGACCGGGCGGUGAAGAAGCUGCGCCAGUACAUCAGCGUGAAGACGCAGAGGGAGACAGGAGGUUUCAGUCAGGAAGAACUUCUAAAAAUCUGGAAGGGGCUCUUCUACUGCAUGUGGGUGCAGGACGAACCCCUUCUGCAGGAGGAGCUCGCCAACACCAUCUCGCAGCUGGUCCAUGCCGUUAACAACUCAGUGGCUCAGAACCUGUUCAUUCAGACCUUUUGGCAAACCAUGAAUCGAGAAUGGAAAGGAAUAGACAGGCUACGCCUGGACAAAUACUAUAUGCUGAUUCGUCUGGUCCUGAGGCAGUCCUUUGAAGUCCUGAAGCGGAACGGCUGGGAAGAAAGCCGAAUCAAGGUUUUCUUAGAUGUCCUGAUGAAGGAGAUCCUGUGUCCUGAGAGUCAGUCUCCUAACGGAGUGAGAUUCCACUUCAUUGAUAUUUAUCUGGAUGAACUCUCCAAAGUGGGGGGGAAGGAGCUUUUGGCAGAUCAGAAUCUCAAGUUUAUUGAUCCAUUCUGCAAAGUCGCCGCGAAGACCAAGGACCACAGUCUAGUGCGGACCAUAGCGAGGGGCGUUUUUGAAGCUAUCGUAGAUCAGUCUCCUUUUGUGCCUGAGGAGUCAGUGGAGGAACAGAAGACAAAAGUGGGCGUUGGUGACCUCUCUGCAGAAGAGACGCCUGAAAAUGGGGCGACAUUGAGAAGAGCUCUCAGUAAAAAGAAGACAGCACUGGGCAAAAGUCAUUCCAGAAAAGAUGGACUCAGUGAUGAAAGCGGAAGAGAUGGCUGUGGAACCUUUGAGGACUCAGGGCCGCUUCUCCAGUUUGACUAUAAGGCUGUUGCUGAUCGACUCCUGGAAAUGACCAACAGGAAGAACAUCCCACCCUUCAACAGGAAGCGUCUCUCCAAACUCAUCAAAAAAUUCCAAGACCUCUCUGAAGGAGACAGUAUAUCUCAACUCAGUUUCACUGAGGACAUUUCUGCUGAUGAAGAUGACCAAAUCCUCAGUCAAGGAAAGCAUAAGAAGAAAGGAAAUAAACUUUUAGAGAAAACUAACUUGGAAAAGGAGAAAGGAAGCAGAGUGUUUUGUGCAGAGGAAGAGGACAGUGAAAGCAGUCUUCAAAAGAGAAGAAGGAAGAAGAAGAAAAAGCACCACCUCCAGCCUGAAAAUCCAGGCCCAGGGGAUGCAGCCCCGUCCCUAGAAGAGAACAGGGGCAGGGAUCCUGAGGCCACUGGGCAGGGAGCCCUGAAUCCGCGUGUGGCCGAGCCGGGGGCAGAGGCCACGUCCAGCACCGGGGAGGAGAGUGGCUCUGAGCGUCCUCCCGCUGUCCCCAUGCACAAUAAAAGGAAACGGCUGCGGAAGAAGAGCCUGAGGGCCCACAGGGAAAUGUCAGAAUCAGCAGUGUUGCCACCAGAGGAUGUGUCUCAGGGUGGCCCGAGUGGCGGCCAUCCUCAGGGACCUACAGGGUCCCCAACAGGUGGAGCCCAACUCCUAAAAAGGAAGCGGAAGCUCAGAGUUGUCCCCGUCAAUGGCAAUGGCCUGUCUGCGCUGGCCUGGCCUCCACUGCAGCAGGAAGGCGCUCCCGCCAGCCCAGCGGAGGGGACAAACAGCCACACCACGCCGCCCCCAUGCAGGAGGCUGCAGAAGAAGAAGGCGGAGCCUGGCAGCCUGGAGCUCUGUGACCUGUCCAGCCAGAAAACCACAAGCCUGAAAAAGAGGAAGAAAAUGAGAGAGAUGUCAAACUUGGUAGAGCACAACGGGGUGUCAGAGUCCGAGGCCGGGCAACCCCAGGCUCUGGGAAGCAGUGGGGCUUUCAGUUCCCUGAAGCAGCAGCAGCCUAGAGCAGAGAGUGACUUCGUGACGUUUGACACUGCCUUCUUACCAAAGCCCCUGUUCUUCAGAAGAGCGAGGAGCAGCACUGCCACCCACUCUGCAGGCCCUGCCAUCCAGCUAAACAAGACGCCGUCCAGCUCCAAGAAGGUCACCUUUGGGCUGAACAGAAACAUGACUGCAGAAUUCAAGAAGACAGACAAGAGUAUCUUGGUCAGUCCCACGGGUGCUUCCCGGGUGGCCUUCGACCCUGAACAGAGGCCCCUCCACGGGGUGCUGAAGACCCCCACCAGCUCACCUGCCAGCUCACCCCUAGUGGCCAAGAAGCCCCUGACCGCCACACCAAGGAGAAGGCCCAGGGCCGUGGAUUUCUUCUGAGGAGCAGCAGAAUCCCUUGAAAAAGACUGCUUUUGUACAGACUACUCUAUAAAUUAUACCUUUAAGAAUGUGGGGCCUUUUAUCACUUCCUGAGCUCCUGUAAGUUGUGUGCGAGGUUCUGAAUGUGCGCAGGCUGCUGCAUCCUGGUCCUCGGAGCAGCUGCGGGCGUCUUGGUUGAAUCUUGCUGCAAACCAUGUUUGUUUUUGAGCUCUCCAGGAUUUUACAUUUUUGGGUACCCUCGGUGAUUCCCACUGGUGUAGGAAAUGAGACCCUCUGUGAAGCUGAGGAGAGCACAUGGAUCUGAAGUUUAAAUAAUCAAUGCUGUUGGCACAAUGACAGGUAGAACCGCACUUGCUGGGGAACUCAAGAUAUGCGGGAUUCGGCACUCAUUACCGUACUGGCCAUGCUAAGCUGGUUUUCUGGUUUGUUUAGUCUUAACAGUCUGUUUUCUUUUAAAAGCAUGUAGGGCUUCAUUGCCAUGUUCUGUGGGUGUUGGGCAGGUUACUGAUCAGGAAGAUUCUUGUUACAGAAUCAGCAAUACCUUAGUUUUUCUAUAUGUGCUGAGCUGGGGGCGUGGACAAGUAGGGGUGGGGGAAGAAGAGGCUCUGUGUUCUGGAGGCUUUUUCUUCUCUCCCUACCUGGUUUCUCUCCCUGUUUUCCUACCUCUACGGCAAGCCCAAAGUGUCUUCUCGGGAGGCCAGUGCAGCCUCCAGCUCUCACCCAGGACCCUGCCCCAGGCUGAGCCCUCUGCUGAGGUCCUUGCGUGGCGCACACUCAUUCCUCCAAGCCCUUGCGCUCCUGUCUCCCUCCCUACGUCCACGUUCCAGCCGAGUCACUGCCUGACCGUCAGAGGCUGCGGUGGGCAUCUGGAACCUGAGCUCCCACUCAGCUCCCUUUCCUCUAAGACGCGGAAGCGUGCACUUCCAGAGCUUUCGACAGUCCUUCUCACAGAAGCUCAUUACAAACACGGGAGCGGAAGGCGCCCCCCCUGUGGCUGGAGAAACAGAUGUGAGGCCUUGUUUUGAGCAGUGAUUGCUCGAUGAUGGAUCUGAUUGAGGAAAUGUCUGGGCCAGGGCCUGGGCCUGAGAGCUGGAGAAGGAGCAGGUUCGGAGCGAGCGACUCCUGAGGAGAGCCUCCGAGGCUGCGCCUUUCCCAGCGGCUGGUGCAGCUACAGUCCGGUUGGGAACAGGGCACGGGUGGGUGUAUGGUUUGGGCUGGCAUCCAGCACUCCCAGCCAGCGCGCUCCGCUCAGGCCUAGAAUUGAAAGCCGCCUCCCGUAUAGGAGCCCUGGCUUUUGGUGAAAAACCCGGCCAGUCCCUUUCUCCACUGCCGCCUCCCAGCAGAGGGCCUCAGGUUGCUUCAAGGUCCUGGCUGUGGCUUUGGAUAGCGGGGCGUUGGGCCCUGGGGCUGCACAGCUGCAUCGAGUUUUCCUGUGUCACUCCUCGGAGCUGAGGGUAGGGUUUCGCCCGUGAAUGUCACGCUGUCUUGCCGGUGUCAAGAGCUGUGGCCGGCUCAUGAAGGCCCUGGUGAAAAGAAAGCAUUCAGUCUGUUCUUCGCCUACUCCAUUAUACAGUUUUGUCACAAUGCGCCAUGAAAAAAAUGAGUGAGCAUUGUGCUGUUAAAUAAUCACUAAUGAGAAGUCUUCUGUACAACACACCUGUCGUGGCGCUUGCAUGGUUCUAAUGUGCUGCAAUGGAUAGAUACUUACAAUCGCAUUCAGAACCAAAACUGAUACAGUGAAAUGAUUAUGGUGAGCAAAUAUUUUUAACUUUUCAUUUUUUUUUAAGUUUCAUUCUUCUUAGAAUAUUUUUCUAACAAUUUUUGUUUCAGCUUUAAAGAUGGGUCAUAUAGCCAAGCAGGCCAUAUAAUCCAACAUUGUUGAGAUGUCUUAAGACAUUCAAAGGCAAAACUGGCACAUUUGUUCUGCAGACUAUUGCAGGAAUGUUUCUUCCUAGCAUUUUUAUGCUAUCUGUCUACUCUGAGGAAGCAGUGAACGUCCUAGAAACACACCUCCUGUCAACACCACGCCUAUGAGUGACAGGGUGCCUCUUGGGGUCUCUUGCUCCUUCUGUCACUCUCCUCACUUACUCCUUUUUAUGAGUAAGUCACCUAGGUUUACAGUCACUUAUUUUUAAUGCCUACAUUUUGGCAGCAGGAAGAAAACAAUUUUUUUAAAAUUCUCAUUACAUAUGCACACAAGAAUAUGUCACAUAAAGAAAAUGUUUAGACUACCAGUUUUCUAUUUAAGCAUGAUAUUUUCCUAAGUAAAAUUGCCAAGUGGACUUGGAAGUCCAGAAAAGGAAAUGAUUUAAAUUAAUGCUGGUGAUCUUAAUAAUAUUUUGUAAAAUGACGAUUCCCCUUCUCCAUAGUCUGGUCAGUUUUGUACAGUUACGGAUCUGACUUUAAAAGUUUGUUAUCCUCUCUGACUUUUACUCAACUGAAAGCACAAAGAAGACUACACAGAAAGUCUGGAAACAGUUGUAGGUGCUGGAAGAUGAAUCGAGCUGUCUUUUAAUUUCUGUGUGUGUUUUCUCUGAAUUUGCUGGACGGUGCUGGCAAGGACUUUGCGAUCAAACUGUACUCAUGUCUGCAGGGUUUGUCAGUACUCGUCAAAGCCAAGUCCAAUUAAAAAAAACUCUUUGCCCUCC